AUGGCGAGCCACUCCAAGUCGCGAUGGGCCGAUGAUGAGGAAGAUGCAGCAUUGGAAGCUCAGCGGAAGCGUGAGAAAGAAUUGAAGAGAAAGGUGAAAGCAGAGAAACAGCGGAAGCUUGAGGAGCAAGAGAGUCUAUGGAGACAAAAAUCAGUGGACGCCACUGAGGAUGCUACGCACGACCAUGAAGCUAUCAAUGGAGCCGCUGAACGGCCGUUCAAGAGAAGAAAACUUUCCCCAGAGCCUGAUACGCCUCUAAAAGAGCUACCACCAGCAAAGCUCUUGCGCUUCCCUGCGCCAGAAUGGGGCCCCUGCAGGCAUGUCGACAAUUUCGAGAAGCUAAAUCAUAUCGAAGAAGGCUCCUAUGGUUGGGUAUCGCGGGCCAAAGAGACAGCUACUGGGGAGAUUGUUGCUUUGAAAAAGCUCAAGAUGGACAAUUCCAAUGACGGCUUUCCGGUCACCGGCCUACGAGAGAUACAGACACUGAUGGCAUCACGGCAUACGAACAUCGUUGCUUUACGGGAGGUCGUUAUGGGCGACAAAUUGGACGAGUAA
Messenger RNA from Letharia columbiana, 555 nucleotides. RefSeq lists its product as uncharacterized. Gene Ontology annotation, molecular function: cyclin-dependent protein serine/threonine kinase activity; ATP binding. The record is from RefSeq and is a predicted model, not a curated record. Gene Ontology annotation, cellular component: nucleus. NCBI's taxonomy places the organism in Eukaryota, Fungi, Ascomycota, Lecanoromycetes, Lecanorales, Parmeliaceae. Gene Ontology annotation, biological process: protein phosphorylation; regulation of mitotic cell cycle. The coding region runs from base 1 to 555 and encodes 184 amino acids. The transcript has a single exon.